Bombus huntii is the source of this 3193-nucleotide messenger RNA. Its product is annotated as multidrug resistance protein homolog 49-like. Gene Ontology annotation, biological process: transmembrane transport. Lineage: Eukaryota; Metazoa; Arthropoda; Insecta; Hymenoptera; Apidae. The record is from RefSeq and is a predicted model, not a curated record. Gene Ontology annotation, cellular component: membrane. The transcript has a single exon. Gene Ontology annotation, molecular function: ATP binding; ATP hydrolysis activity; ABC-type transporter activity. The annotation marks the transcript as partial.
AACGCUUAUGGGCAAGCCGGUAGAGUGGCCGAGGAAGUACUAGGCGCCAUCAGGACCGUGAUCGCCUUCAAUGGAGAGGAAAAGGAAGUGGAGAGAUACGCUGAGAAACUAGUACCAGCCGAGAGAACCGGAAUAAGACGUGGAAUGUGGUCCGGAGUUGGUGGUGGCGUGAUGUGGUUCAUCAUAUACAUCAGCUACGCAAUAGCGUUUUGGUACGGAGUUCAGCUGAUCCUGGAGGACAGGCCAAAGGAUGUGAAGGAGUAUACACCAGCAGUGUUGGUGAUCGUGUUCUUCGGUGUGCUAGCUGGCGCUCAGAACAUGGGUCUGAUAUCGCCGCAUCUCGAAGCGUUCGCGGUGGCGCGUGGUUCAGCCGCGGCGAUUUUCCAAGUGCUUGAUCGCGUGCCAACGAUCGAUAGCUUGAGCAAGGAUGGUCAGAAGCUUCCAUCCGUCAAUGGUGAGAUCGAGUUCAAGAACGUACACUUCCAGUAUCCCGCUAGAAAGGACGUGAAGGUGUUGCAAGGUUUGAAUCUGAAGAUCAAUCGGGGCGAGACCGUGGCACUCGUCGGCGGGUCCGGCUGUGGCAAGUCUACUUGUCUCCAGCUCAUCCAACGUCUCUACGAUCCUCAUAAGGGACAGGUUUUACUGGACGGUGUGGACGUGGCGAAGUUGAACGUUCAAUGGCUCCGUUCGCACAUAGGCGUGGUCGGCCAGGAACCGGUGCUCUUUGACACAACGAUACGGGAGAAUAUCCGAUACGGAAAUGACAGCAUUACCGAGGAGCAGAUGAUCAAAGCCGCGAAGGAAGCGAACGCUCACGACUUCAUCAGCAAACUGCCCGAGGCCUACGAUAGUCCCGUGGGAGAGAGAGGAUCGCAAAUGUCCGGUGGACAGAAACAAAGGAUCGCGAUUGCUCGAGCUCUGGUUAGACGACCGGCUAUACUUUUAUUGGAUGAAGCUACGUCUGCUCUGGACGUUCAUAGCGAAAACACUGCUUUGCACCGCGUGCAAAGAGCUUUGGACGCGGCGUCAAAGGGUAGAACAACGAUCGUCGUCACUCACAGGCUGUCGACAAUAACAAAUGCUGAUAGGAUAGUGUUUAUAAAGGAGGGUCAGGUGGUUGAACAGGGUACGCACGAGGUACUGCUCGCCUUGAAAAAUCAUGAUUACGGAUUGGUCUCUGCUGACGCCAGUGCCACUGCUAGAGCGAAAGCGACGGCAUCAGCCGCAAAGACGGUCACCGCAGCCAUACCGAAGCAGAAACCACCGUUGAAGAGGCAAUUCUCCACUCUGUCGAUGCACUCUCAUCGGUUGUCGUUAGCCGGCGCAUCUGAGUGCUCGGAGAAUCAACUGGAGGAACACGAGAAGCCGUACGACGCGCCAAUGAUGAGGAUAUUCGGGCUCAAUAAACCGGAAUGGCCUUACAAUUUGAUCGGGUGUUUAGCAGCAGGCAUGGUGGGCGCCUCGUUCCCAGCAUUCGCUGUUCUCUUCGGUGAAGUGUACUCUGUAUUGGGUCUUCAGGAUGACGAAGAAGUACGCCACGAGAGUGUCAAGUUCUCGAUUCUCUUCCUAGUGGUCGGAGUUGUUACGGGCCUUGGUACCUUCCUACAAAUGUAUAUGUUCGGAUUGGCCGGUGUGCGUAUGACCGCGAGGAUCAGAAAAAAGGCGUUCACCGCGAUGUUGCGACAGGAAAUGGGCUGGUACGACGAGAAUACGAAUAGCGUGGGUGCCCUUUGCGCCAGAUUAUCCACAGACGCCGGUGCUGUUCAGGGUGCAACGGGGACACGUGUCGGUGCGAUUCUUCAGGCUCUGUCGACUUUAGUCCUUGGAAUCGGAUUAUCCAUGUAUUAUACCUGGAAGAUGACGUUAGUAUCCGUCGUCUCGAUACCUUUGGUGCUGGGUGCAGUCUUCUUCGAGGCGAGAGUGAUGAGCGGCCAAGGUCUGCAAGAAAAGAAGAAGAUGGAGGCCGCGACGAGAAUCGCCAUAGAGGCAAUCUCGAACAUUCGAACUGUAGCCAGUCUUGGGAAAGAGGAAGCCUUCUUGCAGCGUUAUUGUGUGGAACUGGAUCUCGUGGCUAAAGCGACAAGAAUUAGAAAUAGUCCGAGGGACUGGUAUGAGUGUUUUGAUAAGUAUGUGACGAGAUUAGGUUUUAAAAAGAACAAUAUAGAGCUGUGCCUAUAUACUUAUGGAGAGGGAGAAAAUGUUGUUUAUUUGUUAAUAUACGUAGACGAUUUGUUGAUUUGUAGUAAAAACAAAGGGAAGAUACAAAGUGUAAAAAGAUUAUUAACUGAUAAAUUUGAAAUGAAAGAUUUAGGUGAAGUAAAAGAAUAUCUUGGAAUAAAUAUAGAGUAUGAUUAUUUAAAAAAUGAAAUGGGAUUAAGCCAAAAGAAAUACAUAGAAUCAUUAGCAAACAAAUAUAAAUUACAUAAUAGCAAAUUGUACUGUACACCUAUGGAGACCAACUUAAAAAUUGAAAAAGCUGAGAUAAAUAGAGAGGACAUUGGAUACAAGAAUUUAAUUGGCGCAUUGCUGUAUAUUAGUGCAAAUACCAGACCCGAUAUAAGUUAUAGUGUGAAUUAUCUGAGUAGAUUUCAAGAUUGUUGUAACGAGACACAUUUUAAAUAUGCCUUGCGAAUAUUGAAAUAUUUGUACCGGACUAGAGAUUUAGGGCUGCAUUAUAAAAGAAAUGAAAAGUGCGAAACGAUAGAUUGUUAUGUGGACGCUGAUUGGGCAGGAGAUCAUAUAGAUAGGAAAUCGACUUCUGGGUAUGUAAUUAGAUUGUAUGGAAAUGUAAUUGGAUGGAAGUCUAAAAAACAAAGGUGUGUGACAAAAGCCUCGACGUAUGCAGAGUAUGUUGCUCUAUCGGAAGCGGUGAGCGAAGUAAUGACUAUCAGAGAACUAAUGAAAAUCUUCGAUGUAAAUGUAGACGAUAACCCUGUAAAAAUCUAUGAGGAUAACUCUGGAGUAAUGAGUAUAGCAAAAUACGGAACUUUUACAAAAAAUUCUAAACACAUUGAAGUUCAUUACCACUACGUUCACGAGUACGUAAAGGAAAAUAAGAUAAACAUAAUAAAAGUAAGUACAGAAGAAAACACUGCGGAUAUUUUUACGAAGGCACUGUGUAGAGAGAAAUUUGAAAGGUUUAGGUCAUGGAUGAAUGUAAAAUAAGAGAAAUGUAAAUAAAGCGAUAAAUGUU